Molecule: messenger RNA, 1274 nt
Organism: Colletotrichum godetiae
Lineage: Eukaryota; Fungi; Ascomycota; Sordariomycetes; Glomerellales; Glomerellaceae
Exons: 1
Coding region: 336-1136 (266 amino acids)
Source: RefSeq, a predicted model, not a curated record
ACAGCAUCAACCUCUUCGUCACUAUCGACCGUUACGCCUCGCCAUCAAACUCACAACACAUUCUCACUCGUAUAUUCACUCAUAUUCACACUCAUCCUUCUAUUCGACCUCACAUCGCACUCAUAUUCACGAACCGCCUUUUGAAUACGUACAUCACCGCUCAAAAUAUCCAUGCUCACAAUGGACACCGCUACCGAAUACCAGACCGCCGAGCGGUUCCACGGCAUAUUCAAGCCGACCGAGUCUCCCCAGUGGACCAAGCCGUACAACCAUCUUCCUGUGAGCUCCUCCUCUCCAUCACACUCGAGUGUGACGUCGCACCAAAGCAGGUAUUAAUGACUUUUCAUUUUCAGCUCCUUGUCAAGGAUGGCUUCAACCUCUCGACCCUCUUCGCCAUCGGCGCCUGGAUGCAGUGCCUCCUCUUCCUCAUCUUGCCCGCCAAAUACGCCAUCAUCCCGGCCUUGGCCAUGGGCCUCAGCUCCAUCGUCUCGACCAUUCUCGAUACUCGCUCCGAGAAGUCCAACCCCUUCAUGAAGGGCGUCGUCCGCGGUCGCACCAGCGCCCAAUUCCCUGAUACCUCCACCGGCGCCAUCCCAGCUGUUGCUGCCUCCCAGUCCCUUGUCGUCUUCCACCUCGGCGUCCGAUUCAACCAUCCCAUGGGCCUCCUCUGCCCCGGUGGUCGCGAAAUCGGCCAACACUUCAGAGAUAUGAACAAGGACCUUGCCCAGCGCGCCUCCGAGUACGGCCUCUACCACAUCUCCAACUGGCUCGGCGCCGACGGCCCGCGCAACAAUUCCCUGCUCAACAUAUACUACUUCCGCGACGUCGAGGGCCUCAACAAGUUCGCUCACGACCCCAUCCACCGCAAGGGCUGGGACUGGUACAACGCCAUCAAGCAGCAAUACAACCACAUUGGCAUCUACCACGAGAGCUUCGUCACCAACGCCGGUCAGUACGAGACCAUCUACGGCAACAUGAAGCCUCUUCUUCUUGGUGCCGCCAGCGUUGAGUGCCAGAACGAGGAGUCCAAGGAUAAGGUCUGGGUCAACACGCUCGUCGAUGCCAACGUCGGUCCCCUUCGCGGCAUGAUGCGCCGCAUGGGCAAGAGAGAUGCCCCUCUCGCACACUAUGCCUAGUCUUUAGGUCUUGUGUCUUCUUCUUUGUCUUCCCCCCCAAGGCGAGUAUUGGAACUGGUGUUCCGACGCUUGUUUGUCUGACUCAAGGGUAGCAUUGGGUGGUGUUUGGCGUUUGGCUAGGACCUAGGUUACAUUCGU